CAGAGAAUUUUAUUAUAUGCAAAUGGAAAAGUUUGCCAAACAAGCACUAGCAGAAGGGGUUAAUCAUCAAGAAGAGCUAAUUGUAACAACAGAAUCAGAAAUAUUUAAACAACUUAAUCAACAUUAUAAUAAAAAUAAUGUUUUUGAGCCUCCAGAAAGAUUACUUUUUGUUGUUCAAGAAACUUUAAGAGAAUUUUUUUCUGCUUUACAACAACAAAAAGAUUUAGAACCUUCUUGGAAGAAAUCAAUAUAUAAAAUAAUUCAACAAUUAGACGAACCAAUCCCCGAUUAUUUCCGUGAUUUUCAAUUUGUUGAAAUGCUUGAAAAUGCCCCAUGA
Messenger RNA from Meloidogyne enterolobii, 337 nucleotides. The record is from the annotation of a GenBank genome assembly. NCBI's taxonomy places the organism in Eukaryota, Metazoa, Nematoda, Chromadorea, Rhabditida, Meloidogynidae.